Messenger RNA from Blumeria graminis f. sp. triticale, 900 nucleotides. The record is from the annotation of a GenBank genome assembly. NCBI's taxonomy places the organism in Eukaryota, Fungi, Ascomycota, Leotiomycetes, Helotiales, Erysiphaceae.
AUGACUGGUCAAUUCAGUGACGUAAAUCCAGAGCGCUGUGCCCACUAUGCAAGAUUUUUCCAACAUCUCGAACUAUGGGAAGCUAAUCUUAUCUUUUGGAGCUUAUUUGGUACAGUUAUUCUCUUACUGUCAAUCGCUUCCAUUAUACACCACAAAUCAAUUGCUCUUGGCGAGGCAACGAAAAAACUUCCAAGAGAAAUAGCCGAAUCACAAGAACAUAAGCUUGCGGUGCGACGACGACGCGUCCGUUACUUAUCUCUUGUCACGCUGUGCGCUUUUUUUUCCGUGACAUGCACCGUUUUUGAGUGUUUUGCAGCGUUCAAUAUUGAAUAUUGUGACGGUGAAGACUUGAUGAUGCUGUACUGGGGGUUCUGGUCAAUCCUGCAGGUUGGCUCCAAUAUCGCCAUUUUGGGCGUUAUUCUGCAGUUUUGGAUUGUUCUCGGUGAUGUCGAGACGCCUAGCUGGGCAGUAGCUCUUGGCACUCCUGUACUUGUCUUCGCCGCACUAGGAUUUGUACUGAAGGAAAUUUGGAAAAAAACAUGGCGCCGAUGUUUCAACCAGGAAAAAAGAAAUCUAUCAGUGGAUAGCAAUGUCACGGUAGACGAAGAAGAAAAAGGCACAGGGCCGUUGAUCAGCCAAGUACCCACAAUAGUGCCUAUCGAAGGUGCAUCUAGAAAUGGCCGACAGAUUCAUUCUUUUUGGUCGCGCGACCUUCAUUAUUUGAUUAGUUCCAUCGUUAACGAUCACCCAAAUGAGGAUGAAGACACUCUCGAAGAUCAAAAUCAUACCUUCAAUGACCAAUACAAACCACCUAAUAGCAUGACUAGGCGCAUGACCAACCGUAUGACAGGUCGGAUCACCAUGCACAAAGGUCAGCGUCGUCACUCGGUAGCACCCUGA